Molecule: messenger RNA, 276 nt
Organism: Trypanosoma theileri
Lineage: Eukaryota; Euglenozoa; Kinetoplastea; Trypanosomatida; Trypanosomatidae
Product: expression site-associated gene (ESAG-like) protein
Exons: 1
Source: RefSeq, a predicted model, not a curated record
GUGGUGGCGGGUGGCAGGUUGCCGUUUCCUCUCUUCUUCCACAUGGUGGACAAGCCCAACGCCACUCCAGCUAUUCUUCAUUUUAGUGGCCAUGGCGCUGGUACCACCAAGACAACUCUGUGGAUGCUGCGGAAUCACACCUCUUGGUAUGUGGAGACGAAGCGCUCUGCUGCUGCGUUCCUCAAGGCCAGGGAUAUGCUGCAGCACAGUGCAUUUGUGGAUAUUGAUGUAUCGGGGACCGGGAAGGUGCGACUCCCGUACGGCAGGGUGUGUCCC